This is a messenger RNA of Hyposmocoma kahamanoa, 1245 nucleotides long. It is a transcript of the gene anchor, whose product is annotated as integral membrane protein GPR155. Gene Ontology annotation, cellular component: membrane. Lineage: Eukaryota; Metazoa; Arthropoda; Insecta; Lepidoptera; Cosmopterigidae. Gene Ontology annotation, biological process: transmembrane transport. The transcript has 6 exons. The record is from RefSeq and is a predicted model, not a curated record. The coding region runs from base 148 to 1194 and encodes 348 amino acids.
AGUCCCAAAAUGAAAAUUUCGUAUUACAGUGUAAUGGAACAUUAUUAUUAGUAUAAUUUACUACAAGUGAACUGUAAUAUGCCAUAUUUCCAAAUAUCAACAAAGUUACUAUUUGCAGAGAACAUACAUAUGUGUGUGUAGAGUCUAAUGCAAAAUCUUAACAUGGAGCGAGAUAGCAUUGAUUUAGGGGAUACAACCACUGAUAAUUUGUAUCCUGCUCUCUUCCAAUGUUUUGCAAUUAUUUUAUGUGGGUACAUAGCAGGUCGUCUCAAUGUAGUGUCAUCUACAGAAUCCAAAGGAAUAGCCACAUUUGUAGGCACUUUUGCUUUGCCAUCCCUAAUUUUUCUCUCACUUGCUCGUCUAGACUUCAGCACUGUUAACUGGAUGUUUCUACUAGCUAUUCUACUGGCUAAAGGGAUUAUAUUCUUUUCUGUGAUAGCAGUCACCCUUCUUGUCUCAAAACCUAUAAAUUUGGGGACAGCAGGGAUAUUUGCCAUAUUUUGUACACAAAGCAAUGACUUUGCUUUGGGAUUUCCUAUCAUAAAUGCAAUAUAUGGAAAAACACACCCUGAAUAUGCAUUGUACCUUUAUCUCAUGGCGCCAAUAUCUCUGGCGAUUUUAAACCCUGUGGCGUUUGUUCUAAUGGAGAUCAACAAACAAAGAGAAAUCACUCAAUCUGUAACAAUUGAAGGCGAUGGAAGGAAGCAGUUGUCCAAGAUUAGAGUUUUGAAGCAAAUUUUAAAGGGAAUCACUUACAACCCAGUACUUGUUAUGACGGUUUUGGGUAUCCUUGGUAACAUCUUGUUUAAACACAAAUUGAGCAUUUACAUUGAAGGUCUUUUAGAGGUGUUUGGGCAAUCCUUUUCGGCUGCUGCUCUUUUCCUACUGGGGUUACACAUGGUCGGACAGAUACACAGGCUUAGAGGGCCAGCGCUUCUUUUGCCGUGCGUCUUAAUCAUGGUCAAAUUAAUAAUUCUACCUGUAGUGAUGAGAGAAUUUGUUAGUUCGCUUAAAACUGGAGCAAAUGAAUCUGAGACUUCUUCUCUAUCAACAUAUGCUUUUCUCUACGGGACUAUACCCACUGCACCCGCCGUCUUCGUGUUUUCUAAUUUGUACCAGCUGGAAAUAGAUCUGGUUAGUUUUUUCGACAUAGGACACAACAAACACUUAUUUUUAAGGAAAAAAUACGAAUAGAUUGUAGUUUGGUUGAAUGGUAAAGAUGAAUAGCCUCUUUGUGAGCCAUUA